CCUUAAAUUGUCAACAGCCGUUGCUUUUGGCAGUAAUGGAGAUGGGCAAACAAGUUGUUUUACAGGAAGAGUAUAAUGAAAAUUAUGAACCUACCACAGAAGAGCUGCUGGAGUACUGUAAACAGAUUGGACUCGACCCCAAAGAGGAUCCAGAUUUAAUGUGGAUAGCAAGGGAAGGUCUCAAAGCUCCUCUUCCAUCAAACUGGAAACCAGUCAAAGACAGCGAUACUGAAGACGUUUAUUACUUCAACUUCACGAGCGGGGCUAGUACAUGGGAUCAUCCUUGCGACGAAUAUUAUCAAAAGCUGCUGGAAAAAGAAAAAGGAAAGAAGCAAAAGAAGCAAAAACCAAAACAAGUAAACAACUUGCACAACAAUUCUCCUGCUUCCCGUUUCGGGUUACAGCCUUUGAAGGUUGGUGUUGGUCUUGCUCCUGGUGGCCUUCCUCCUGCGGGUCUUGCUCCUCUCAAGCUUCCAGGUUCAGAGAGUGUCAUUAAGCCACCAUUAGGGCCACUCAGAGGCAUUCCUCCUCUUAAGAAAAGCAUUGAAAGCUCUCUGACAGGGUCAAGUUCAGGAAGUGCACUGAAUCCAUUGGUAGGCAAAGCUAUGACUGGGAAGCCGGCCAUGAAUGUGGGUGAGAUGCAGCUGAGUCGUGAAGAAGAAUCUGAUGAUGAUGUUAGUUUUGAAAUUGCUGGCAAGUUGUCUCAGCAUGACAUUGCUGCUCUUGGUUAUGUGGAAUCGGGAUCAGAACAUAUGUCAGAUCCUGUUUCUAAUCGACCAGAUGUUAACCCAAUGAUGCAGAGUGAGAGUUUUCUGGAUAGUGAAAGUGAACCAGAGUUUGGGCUGGCAAAUCAUUUGGUUGGUCUCAGUCCUGAUCUUCUUAAACCAGCAGCACAGCAGACAGACACUUCCACAGAAAAGCAGCAUCAGAAGCCAACUACUGAUCUAAAGAACUCUGCAUUUACUAGUCAGGUUGCAGCAUUGAAUACAACAACAGCAACAAACACAAAAGUGGCUGCGCUAAACGUAGUUGGAAAUAUGCGAUAUGAGGAAGAAGAUGAAGAAGACAGUGAUGACAUCAGUGACAAUUCAGAAGAGAGGAAUGUAGAAGAGGCAAGACUAAAGGCAGUGUCUGCUGCUGUUGGUAGAGCAUCUAUACAUGCAGAGAUUGCAAAGCAGGAGGAGCUGCAAAAGGCAGAACUUGAAAAAGUGGCUGAACAGCAUCAUAAGGAACUAGAAGAGUUAAGAGGCAAGUUUCAAGGUGAGCUGACUCGUGAAAAGAUGCGAUUGGAGCAAGAGAAGGAAACCGAAUUGAACAAGCUUCGAGCACGUCUCAAUCAAGAGAAAAUUGCUGAAGAGGCUAAACUGAAACAGAACAACAAAAACGCUUUGGAGAAGAUGAAGAAGACAAUGGGGGAAGAAAAAGAUGAUGAGGAAGCCAGAAUGGCAGAGCAAAAGCAAGAGGCUGUGAGAAAGAUAAAUUUGGAACUGAAGAACAGUAAAGAGCAAGCUGAAGCUGAGGUAAAAGACAAGCACAAGAGAGAGCUUGAUGUCUUAAGAGUGAAAUUAGAAAAUGAGAGGGUUAUUGAAGAGAGGAGGAUUAAAGAAGAGAGUGAGACAGCUUUGCAAGAGCUGGAAAUUGAACUAAAAAAUAGAAAAGAUAGUAGGCAAGCUGAAUUAGCAUCAACAUGUGAGCAUGAACUUGACAAUAUUAGGAAACAGUUUGACGAGAGGUGUAGAAAGGUAAGAGAUGAGCUAGAACAGCAACAUGACAAUGAAGUAGCACUGUUACGAGAAACAAUGACCAAAGAACAUUCCCAGGCUAUUGCAACAUUACGUGUUCAACUGGACGAUACUAGCAGAAAGGAAAAGGAUAGACUAACUGAGCAGCUGGAGCAACUUCGAGGAGAUGUUGCAAAAAAUGAAACAGCUGCCAGAGAUCAGAUGCAGAAAGAAUUUGAAAUGAAGAAAGUAAAACUUGAGGAGGAACACAAGGGCCAAAUUGCAGCUUGUAUUACUGCUCAUCAAGAGAAAAUAGAUGCUAUGCAGAAGGAGUUUGCCUCUCAAGAGGCAGAAGAGAGAACAAAGCUUGACAAUGCUUUGGAAGGAAUAAAAAGAGACGGACAGCAGGCCAUUGGAGACAGUAGAAUGCAGCUAGAAGAAGAAAGACAGACACUGUUGGUUGACACAGAACAGCAGAAGGAAGAGAUUCUGCUCUUGAGGAAGUCAUUAGAAGAACAGCAAGAGCAGCUCAAAAUGUGGAAGCGUGAAAUGGAAGUUGAGGAAGAGAGAAUUGCAGAAACUCGUAAUCACUUACAGGAAGAGCGCAAGAUUAUAUUGGCGGAGGAAAAGGCUGUUGGGGAGAGGCAAACUCAACUGAACAUGGAGAAGCAAAAAAUGCUGGAGGAGAGAAGCAGUCUUCAAGCAAGUUUAGAAUCACUACACCAGGAGGUGUUGCAGCUCACUAGCAGUAAGGAGUCUCUGAAAGCUGAACUUGAACAAUUAAGUGCAUCACGAGCUGUGUUAUUGGAACAACAAGCAAAGCAGACAGAGGAGCAAAUGGCCACUGAGACCAUUGGACUUCGGCCUCGUACAUCAACGCCAGCACAUCACAAUGAAAACCACGAUGGUGAAACAAACACUGAAUUAGGCAGUAGUGAAGAUGAAGUUCUUCACCAUCAUAACUUACAUAGUCAAGAAGAAACAAUGCAUUUAACAGAGUUAGCUGCUCCUGUGGCUCGAGAUACACUCUCUAGCUAUGAAGUAGUUGGAGUUAGCACUGUGCUAGCAGAACAAGUAGGAGAGAAAGCAGGACAGGAAAAGCAUGAACCACAGACAUCAAGAAAACAGCAGAAACUACAAGGGCUGUCAACUAGCCGACAUCAGAAGAGACAAAAGACAUCAGAAAAGAGACGAAGCAGAAGGCGUACUGAAGUAGUGCAAAGGGUGGAUGAGCCAAUACGGGACUUGGCAGCACGUCUUGCUGUUCUCACUAGCAGGGCAACAACGAGUGGGAGACACGUAAAGAGCGUUCGUCAACCAUUACGUAGUGAUUUGCAUAAGGGUGAGGUGGAGAGUACUGUUGAUUCUUAUGUAUCAAGUCUUUCAAGUUUGCCAACUAGAGCCAUUAUUUCUGGAAGCCUUGAAGACAAUGUUGAAGAAGAGAUACAUCUACGUCAUGCCAGACAAACAAACAUUUUAGAUCUAAACGGUGUUGCAACCGAAAGCUCAGGAACUGAUCCGGAUACAGAAGGCUCUGACGUCUCUGCGUUGCAUCACAUUAGAGACAUGCCUGAGGAUUACUAUCGGUUUUCAUCUUCUGAGAAAGGACAUCAUGAGAGUAAAAGUAUUGUAUCGUUACUGCAUCGUGUCAAUCAUGAAUUGUCAUCAGUGUUGGCUCGGUUACAUUCAGCAGAUGCUGCAAAUGUACCUCCACAAACAAGAACAGCCUGGACUGAUGAUUCGGAUUUACCACAAAACAGACAUGUGAGUUUAACUUCUGCUGGCCAAGUUGACAUCGACAGUCGGUGGCAGAGAUACUUUGGUGACAGAGGUAAAUAUGUAAUGCCAACAGCUUAUGAGAAGACUACUUCCAAAUGGACCGAUGGUAGUCUACAGAGAACAUUACUUAUGCUUGAAGAACAAAAACAGUGGCUUGAGCAGUACCGACAGAGUAUCAGUCCACAAAGAGUUUUGUCAUCAGUAAGACCACUUGCAAGACAAGGUCUCCCUGAAUUCAUACCAGCAACAACUAGUAGUCUCAGGUCAUCUGCAAUUUCUCAUCUUGCAACAGGGAGGGCCUUAAGGUAUGGAUCAAGCAGGUUAGAAUUGGGAGAGAGAGAACUACAGCGAGUACCUGGAGUAUCCAGAUCAUCAUAUAGAUGGAGCUAAAGAAUGUAGCUGGGUGCUAAAUUAGUGGCCAGUGAUUGUGACGUGGGCAUCAGAACGAAUGCGUGAGUAGGCGUUUGUGUAUAUUGAUGGAGUAUGUGUGUGAAGAACUCUCUUGCACACGCAAUUCGUGCAGAAACGUUUGUAAAUAGAAAUUGUAUAGGAAUGACAUGUAUACUUGAACCUCGAAUCGUUUUUUUUUGUUAUAAUAUGCAAGCAACAUUAUUUUGGCAAUGAAUCUUACAACUUUACAGUGA
Messenger RNA from Corticium candelabrum, 4144 nucleotides. Its product is annotated as centrosomal protein of 164 kDa-like. NCBI's taxonomy places the organism in Eukaryota, Metazoa, Porifera, Homoscleromorpha, Homosclerophorida, Plakinidae. Gene Ontology annotation, molecular function: protein binding. The record is from RefSeq and is a predicted model, not a curated record. Bases 36 to 3890 code for a protein of 1284 amino acids. The transcript is spliced from 28 exons.